Malaclemys terrapin pileata is the source of this 3276-nucleotide messenger RNA. It is a transcript of the gene PIMREG, whose product is annotated as PICALM interacting mitotic regulator. The coding region runs from base 144 to 1049 and encodes 301 amino acids. The transcript is spliced from 5 exons. Lineage: Eukaryota; Metazoa; Chordata; Testudines; Emydidae. The record is from RefSeq and is a predicted model, not a curated record.
GGAGGAAGGAAACAGCGCGCAAUUUAAAUCCGCAGGCGAUUGAAGAUUCACCGGGCAGCAGUCGGUGCAAGUGGGGCCGGGCUGGGAGCGGCGGCUUUGUCUGAUCCCCUUUGAACCAAGACUACUCCAAGAAGCGAAGAGUGAUGGCAUCUGUGUUCCAAAGUGUCGGGGCUACAACUGGCUGGAGGAGCCACCAGCUACUGGCUGACUUUGAAAAUGAGAGUCCAGUGCCUGACAAAUUUAGAAAGAAGCCUUCUUCAAGCUCUCUCAAUACCCUCCGCAUGUCUCUGAGAAAGCGAAUGCCCUUAAAGCAAGUGGAGAUGAACCUCAGUGAGAAUCCAACUUGGGAAAGUCUGGAAGCGAAAGAGAAGCGACAAACCUUCCGGGCUAUCACAAGAACAGCAAAAAAUGCUUUUGGAACAGUGUCCCAGAAAAUACAGAAGUCCUGCCAAAACCGCACGCAAUCGCUAAUCAUCUCUCCAGCUAAAGCCCCUGCAAGGAGAAGUGGCAUCACUUGCUCUGCCAAGAAGAGAAGCACUUCACCUCGAACUCCUAGUCGGAAGAAUAGACUGGCCACAAUGCCCACCCCAUUGUCUGGUCCCACUUGCACCCCUGGGUACAGCAGGAGAGCCUCCCUUUCAUCCAGAUCUGCAAAGAGCUUGGUGGGGAAAGAAUGGAGGAGUUUCUCUUACUGGCUUGGAAAAGAAGCUGUCCCUCUCCGGAGAUCAAGGAGAGCAGCAGCUCUAAAGAGCCCAUAUUCAUCACCUAUGCCUGCCAGCAGAAAGAGAGAGUUUGACUGCGAGUUAGACUCAGUCUCUAUGGGAAUUCGCCGGCUGAAACGUCUUUCUCAGGUGUUCGAUGAUGUCAUUGUGAGAGAGGAGAGAGAACAAGCGAUAUCCAAUUAUCAGCAUCUAAUGGCACAAAACUUGCGAUCUGUGCAUCUGUCUCGGAAACUCUCCCAAUCUGCUUUCAGACGGCGUGCGAGGAGGCUGCAGCAUGCAGUUGGCACUUGGACUGAGAUGGCUUUAAACAGUAUUAACAACGUGUGAGCAAAUGAAGGAUUAACUAUCUAUGGGAGUUGGAGGGGUGUAUUGUCUGUUUGGAUUUAAGUGACUGUGCUUUGAAUAAGCCAUUAACCAUUUUUAGAAUGCUACCUUUCAAUUCAGCUCAGGUUUAGCUUUCCAUGGAUUUCUCCUGCCAGUGGGGCAGGGAUUAUAUUAAAGUAUAUCACAUGACAACCCCUGUGGUAUUGCCCAGCAACUGAACUCACUUAACCAGCACUUUCAAAUGGGACAGGCAUGGUCCAGUGUAUUGAACUUUAGGGCUGAGCUAACUACUACUCAAUGAUUUUAAGGAAAGACAAUAGUAUCAGUGUCUGACUCCUGAUCUGUGACAUUGGGGAUACUUGCUUCCUAUACCUCCCUCAUGAGAUGUUGAGGACUUUAAGUUUCUACAGAGCUUUGGAAACUAAAAAAGCACCAAUGCCUAUGCUUUUCCAAAGUGCAUGAAUUUCAUUGAAUUUCAAUGGGAUUUAGUGGCCUUAAGUGCUUCUGAAGACUUUAUGCUGUGUGCCAAAACCAUAGUCUACAAAAUGGUGUCUGGCUGUGAUUUCAGUUACUGUGGGUUGACAUGGGGGGCUAAAUAAAAAUCAUGGAAUUCUGUAGUUACUCCAGAGUGACACUGGAGUUAAAGAAAUUACUGCCAAAGUGAAUUAAGAUAAAUUGAAUCAAGGCAACUGUUUAAUCCAUGCCUUUGGUUUGUUCAGAUUAGCUCUCGGAAAGGUGCCUGUGUAGAUAAACCCUAGGUGAUUGAAGUCAGAAUGUGUGAUGCCCCCUGCACAGUUCACAGGGUUCAACUAACUAAUGUAUCUAUUCCAUUUUAACUAGUUUCAUUUUGAACUGCUAACAGUUGAGGCUUCAUUUGUCUUUCAUGCUACUACUAUAAGACAUCUCAACGGUGAGGUAAAUAUUGCUCUUGGAACAUGUACACACAACUGAAGACACUAACAGUUAAUAUACUAAAGUUGGAAGUAACACUUGUUGCUUAUUAUAAUGUUUAUUUUUGUGCAAUGGCACUAGUUACGUGUUUCUAAUAGCUUUUUAUAUCAAAAUAAGAAUGUCAGGCUCUAUAAUAGAGGUAAUCUUAGUUUAGCAAAAUAUUAAUUCUCUAACAUUUCAACAAAGCGAAGGAGUCCUGUUUUCCAUAAACUUCUAGAACUCGGCCCCAAUGCUGUUCCUUGAGCUGUAGCUUUUUUCUAAAGAGAAUAAGUAAACAAAGGGGUGUUUGUUGUCUUUAAAGCAAUCUGAGUCGGUGUGCCACUACAAAAUAUUGACAUUUAGAAGGUUUAAUCUUUAUGGCUGUUUAUAUGAAUUCUGUUGCCACUUACUAUUGGCUACAAUAUUGCCCUGCUUCAUUCUCCCUAAAAUAUUUUAGUGGUAUCGAAGUCCAAAUUUUGUAAGCAAUCCUGCCUGAAUGCUGCUCCAGCUAUAUUUAAAUUGAGAUUUACUUACCUUUUUUUUUUUUUUUGCCUGUUGACAAACCAGACUGUUUAAAAGGUAAAAUUUUGUAACACUGGGCUGGAACCCCUUCCUAUUUGGAUUUAAAAUGUAGAUAAGGGUUAUUGUUUUAAGCCAGAGGAGAGCUUUUAUUUGAAGUUUUACUUGUAUGUACUGAUCCUUGACAAAAUAGACUUUUCAUAAUAGUGAUGUCUUGUUGAAUGCUAUUUUCAGACUCCCUGCCACUGCCCCUUUUUAAGAAAAACCUCAACCCCCAAUUACCAUUCACCUUGUAAGUGGGAGAAAUGUUUAUUUUUGUCAUUUUUCUCAGUGCACACACAGCAUUUGUAUCUAUUAGGUUUUGACUAAUUAAUUAAAAUCAAGGGGACUGCCCGGGGUGUGUAGCUAAGGGACAAAGAACCUGCAUUUUGGAAAAAUCCUGCCCAUCUCCUUUUUCUGCUUGAAGCUCUGCUGGCAAUGCUGCCUUCCAGCAGGUGAGGAUCUAGAGUUCUCUAUUUUGACUAAGUGCAUGGUAGAUACAGCUGCUCAAAACUAACAUGCCAUUUGGUAGGUCUUGGAAUUAUACACCUGAUCAACUUGUUCAGAAUGGGUACAAUGGCCGGGGAGCUUUCCCACAGCAAUGUAAAGAAAAACCCACAACGCUGUCCACUUAAAGGCAAAGAAGGUUUUUAUUUAAGUGACUAGCUUUUUAUAAGAUUUUAAAAACCAGCUCACAUCAAAAUCUAGACCAGUUGUAAAAAUCUUACUCCUUAGUUCAUAU